This is a messenger RNA of Synchiropus splendidus (mandarinfish), 5687 nucleotides long. It is a transcript of the gene htr4, whose product is annotated as 5-hydroxytryptamine receptor 4. The record is from RefSeq and is a predicted model, not a curated record. The coding region runs from base 460 to 1644 and encodes 394 amino acids. The transcript is spliced from 8 exons. NCBI's taxonomy places the organism in Eukaryota, Metazoa, Chordata, Actinopteri, Syngnathiformes, Callionymidae. Gene Ontology annotation, molecular function: G protein-coupled serotonin receptor activity. Gene Ontology annotation, cellular component: plasma membrane. Gene Ontology annotation, biological process: chemical synaptic transmission; regulation of appetite; adenylate cyclase-activating adrenergic receptor signaling pathway.
UGGGUCAGUUGCAGCAGCUCAGACACUUCAUUCAUCGAAAAAGGAAGUGUGUUCUGUGGACUCUUUUGUUUCCUCAUUCGAGCUCGGCUGAGAGGCGCGUCCUUGUCUCGCUUGACUCCAGACCCGAGCAGGUCCGAGUCGAGAGAGAGCAUGUGUUGGAGGAGAUGAAGAGGAGGGACUUCACCGGAGCACAUCUCCUGCAGCAUCUGCGAGGACCUCAGCGAGUGCUCUCCACCGUCCACGGAGCGCUUCACUCCUCCGCUGCUGCGCACCGGAGCGCCGGAGUCCUUUUUACGCGCGGAGCCCGCGCCGCUGCCCGGAGUCGGUGCGUUGCUGGCCCGACCUGAAGUGUCUGUUCGGGACCGAUGUGAUGUUUAUUUGAUGAGGGGAUUAGUGUCGUGACAUGCUCGGAGUCUGGUGUCUCCACAGAGAAAUGGAACUGUCUGCAUUUAUGGUUACAUGAGCGCCAGCGCUGCAGGCCAGAUGCCGGUGAUGGAGAAGCCUGUCAGUGAGAGCAACACCAUGCCCAAGCGGAUGGCUCUCAUCUGCUUCCUGUCUCUGGUCAUGCUGAUGAGCAUCCUGGGAAACCUGCUGGUCAUGGUGGCCGUCUGCAAGGACCGACAACUCAGGAAAAUCAAGACCAACUACUUCAUCGUGUCUCUGGCGUUCGCCGACUUGCUGGUGUCGGUGCUGGUGAUGCCGUUCGGUGCCAUCGAGCUGGUGCACCAGCACUGGAUCUACGGCGAGACCUUCUGUCUGGUCCGAACAUCUCUGGACGUCCUGCUGACCACCGCGUCCAUCCUCCACCUGUGCUGCAUCGCCCUGGACAGGUACUACGCCAUCUGCUGUCAGCCUCUGGUCUACCGCAACAAAAUGACGCCGAUGAGAGUCACGUUGAUGAUCGGAGGCUGCUGGUGUAUUCCCACCUUCAUCUCCUUCCUGCCCAUAAUGCAGGGGUGGAACAGUAUCGGCAUUGACCACGUGAUCGAGCAGAGACGAAACAUGGAAGGCAGCAACUCCACCUCCUGCGUCUUCAUGGUCAACAAGCCGUACGCCCUCACCUGCUCAGUGGUGGCCUUCUACAUCCCCCUGGUCCUCAUGGUGCUGGCCUACCAGAGGAUCUACAUCACCGCGCGAGCGCACGCCCUUCAAAUCAGCAUGCUGCAGCGGGCAGGUGGCGCCAGCUCCAGUGCGCCCGGCACCUCUGGACUUGUGGCGGCGCCGGACUCCGCCGACCAUCAGAGGAAUCAUAGGAUGAGGACUGAAACCAAAGCGGCAAAGACGCUGUGUAUUAUUAUGGGCUGUUUCUGCCUCUGCUGGGCGCCCUUCUUUGUCACGAACGUGGUGGACCCGUUUAUAGACUACACAGUGCCGGACAAGCUGUGGGCCGCCUGCCUCUGGCUCGGCUACAUUAACUCCAUGCUCAACCCCAUCCUUUACGCCUUCCUCAACAAGUCCUUCCGUCGUGCCUUCCUCAUCAUCCUGUGCUGUGGGAGGAAACGGUACCGCAGGCCGUCCAUACUCGGAACCGGAGCUGCAUGUACGACGACGCAGAUCAACGGCUCUACACAUGUACUCAACGGCUGCUCCUCUGCCUCCAAGCUGCUGCUCUGGUUCUGCAACACCAGGCCAGUGCCUGUCUAGCUGCUGUCUGUCUAUGGCGUCUUUCAAAUACACAGUCCUUCACAACGGGCUCCACGCAGAGCUGGAGAAGAAGUCUCUGCACUCCGACAUAGAGUCCCACGAGUCCUGCUUGUGACCGGCGACGGCUCUUUGGUGGACUCUGCGGCGGGCUCCCGCCGCCUCGGCGCCACUGUCUGCUGGGAGAGGCGCAACCCGGUCAGAUGGGACAUCAACUCUCCACUGGUGCACUCAAAGCCUUCGCAGAUGUCCGUGGUGCUGGUCCGGAGAGGGCGUCGACCCCAUGAAGUGGGACUCGCUGUGGGCGGGGGAUUAUCACUGCUUUGGGAAGGUUCAGCAGCUAACUAUGUUGCCAAAGCUAUCCGAUAUCACAUGCAGGGGCGGCUGUCUCGUGUCUCACUCGAGUCGUUGUGCCAAACGUGUUUCUGCUCGUGGAACUGAUUAAAUCUGCUCCCACAUUUUUGACCCAAUUUCUUUUCGCAAAUGAUCUUUUUCCACUCAUGGAUGAACCGGGUCAUGAGCUCGUGCUGCGUUCAAGGCACAGGAAGUCUUAGCACUGAAAGAAUUCAUCCAAGUCAUCAGACAUAGGUUUCAUUCAUAAGAGUCAGUGUGAACCACACGCAUCAAUCUCACAGCGUGGGGUCCAAAUUGUGCCACCCAAUGUCUCAACACUAAAUGCUAUGCUAAUCUGAAGCUAGCUCUUGGUCACCUACGCUAUGUUUGGUAGCAGCUUUCUCGCUUCUGUCCUAAAAUGACUCACUCGGAUGUGUAGGAUUCACCUGAUUCACCUGUGUGGGACAGAAUCUGUCGAUAAGUUAAACCAUCCUGCAGUUAGGGGUCCGAGGACAAGGACUCACUCAGGGGUGUGACUCCAAUAGUGGAUCUGGUUAUCAGAAUGUUUGCAUGAAAGACACUCCCUGGAGGACAGUGGUACCUCGGUUUUGUAACGUCUCGGAAUUCAAAAAACAAACAAAAAGAGAUUUUUUUGCUUCGGAUUUCAAACGAAAAUCCAGAACUCGGACACCCCCGUAAAAAGCCGGAAAAAAAAAAAACAUGCGCGGACCGAUCAGCUGACCCACGACAGGCUUUGUUAUUGUGCAUAACGCAGCCUCUGUAUGCAGACGUGUCCCAUUAGCUACAUUUACUGACUGAUAUUUUUCUUCAUAAUGAGGUGUAAAACUGUCUCCACACUGGACCGUGGUAGAGUCACAGGGGAGGUGCUCGCUCUCCACACCUCCGACAGGGAUGAGGCGAGUCUGGGACAGAGCAUUACUUAGUUUAUGACUUUGUCACAGCCAAACUGCACAGAAGCGCACAUUCAGAGCUGGACACGCACCGGGCACCUCUUCACUUCUGUAGAGACGUCACUCACUCGGCAACCCCUCCCACAUGCAGCGGCCACACACAUAGAGGAACAGCGCACCUGCAGCAGACACUCUACAUUCACUCCUACAAAAGCCUGUUUUAAGGCUUGGAACGCAUUAUUUCUUUUUCCAUUCAUUGUAAUGGGAAAAAUCGAUUCAGAUUUCGAACAAAUCGCUUCUCGAACGGCCGUCUGGAACGGAUUGUGGUUGAGAACCGAGGUACCACUGUAUAUAUAAAACCUCAUCACAAGCAAAGUGUGAGUCCCGGUUUGUUUAAUCGACUAAUUCAGGUCAAUUUAAUGGGCAAAACACUGACAUUUAGCCACGGUUAGUAUGGAGCGUGACAGUCAAUCCUGUCCCCUAAACAUCAAGCAUCCUUAAUGGUUCUGGAACAGAACAAUUCUAUAGCCAUCUAACACCCAAAUGAGUAAUGUCUAAGUAUUUUCCUGCCGCCUUGAACGCAGCAUUGCCCACUGUGCAGACCAAAGCUGUGGAAACGUAGAGUCCUGCCAACGUGAGCGGCAACAAGACUUUUAUUUCAUGAAACAUGAGGGUUUUGCGCGUGUGUUGCGCGAGUCUGGCGCAACAUCGAGGUUGCCAAAAAACAAACUCCCGAGCAUCGGUUUUAUUUAUUAAAGAGAUUAAAUAUGAAUUUAAAAACUGGGCCUUUGGGAAGAUUUGCCCGCGAGCUCGCAGGAUGUUUGUCUCCCGGGUCAGACCCUUCCAGCUUUCCAAAUCCCCACUAAGCUAAAAUGUGGUCACAAGGCUGCAUUAAAAAGUGCAUUACGAAUGAGUUGUUGUUCUCUUUUUUUGUUUACUCCAUGCAAUAAGCAUGCCGCAUAAGUGGACCUCGAUGAAUAAAAAGCUGCUCAUGAAUGAUUCAGCAGGUAAUUGUGAUGAUGCUGGUGCAAUAUGUGUUUCCAUGGUGAUUGGCUCUGAAGCAAAAAUUGUAUUUAUGUGUGUCUUUUGAGUCACAUUCCACCCCACUGCUGGUGUUUAUUGGCUGUUGGUGAUCAUGCUAUGCAAGCUGAAACACCAGAACUGAUCUCAAAGUGUUUUGGCAGAUGCGUCUGCGGGAAGACUCCUGAAAUUAAAAUUCAUUUUUGACCUCAUCUGUCUGCGGUGUGACGUUGAGAAAUGUCCUCCACAAGCGGUAGGGGGUAGUUUGUCACCUUCCAUUUCAUCAAGCUCUGAAGUUUAGAACUGCUCUUGCUACGAUGAUAUGAUCAAAUAAGAAAGUUUAAAAAGACCCUGAACCUGCAGUGAGGUGUUCCCAGCUCACCAGUGAUGUCUGCCUCCCCCUGUUGACAUCCUGAGGAGAUGCCUCAGCUGCCUCGACUUGCUUCACUUGGAGGAGGAAUUAGUGAAACAAGAUCAAUAAUCCAACAUUUGAAGUUGGUUAUGAAGGCCAGCAACAAACUGCUCCUGUCUUUAGUGUCUUUAGUUUUAAUACAAAAUAGCCAAACGUAAUGCUAGUAAACAUGUUUUAAAUUUUAGUGUAAGUUUCCUCUAUAAGGAAACAAUAUAUCAAUAAGGGCGUGGCUUGUUGGAGUUAUGGAUCCAUUCUUGCUCAUGUCAAUAUGUGCCUGCCGUUACCACGGCAACCAUUGAAGCCGAAAAACCCUCAUGAAUUUAAUGAACCAAGCUGGAGACGUACCAGCCGCAUCGCAAGGUUCCUGAAAGAAAUCAAUCUGCUGGAAAGUGAAGUCAUCCGAGAGCUUGAGCGUUUCUUCAGGUAGAUUAGCGGCGGGUAGUGAUGAAAGCCACCCGACUCUCGCGGCAACGUUCUGAUCUUCCCUCUGAAGUCCAUGUCUCUCCGUGUUAGAGCAGAUCAAACUGUUGACGUUUGAGUGAACCUCAUUCCUGAAAAUGUUUGAUUCAGUUUGUUCACUGCCGUCACAUGGUCGUCUCUGUCUGUAGCUCCCGAUCUGUUGCCAGGUUAUCAGUGACCUGCAGCCGAGUCACCCUCAGACACUCCCAAAUCAGAUUCCCGUCCCUUCAUGGCUGUGAUCCAGGUUAAGUGGAUUACAUUAAAAGGCUCUCAGGUGAACCACCUCGAUGUCUUCAGAGUCCCUGGAGCUGAACAGAACAAUCAAAUGGUGAGUCUCUUCACUGACCCCAUACGGGUCCAAAGCUGAGAUUUUAGGAACUAGAUAACUGUAACAAAUAACAAAUGGCUACUUUUGAGAAGUUGUUCAUCUAGGCUGACAAAUUCAACCAAGAAUGUCAACAUCAAACAAAACUGUCUGAGGUGUAAAUUCAUCCCUGGUCAUCUGGAGACUCGGAGUAGAGCAUCAGAAGAUGAUCCACCUGUCCAACUCUUACGAUAAUAUGCUUCCACUCUGGAUCGGGAAUGUCUCGGGAUCAAACAUUUGAGAGUCCGGAAAUCGGUGAUGAAAUGAACACUAGCUAAACGCUAGCAACCACGUUGUCUUUACUCAACUGCGUCUUCUACAUGAAACACUAACACUGGAGUGUAAAGCUGGCCCUCGGUGUUGCUGUGUUGUUCACGUUGUUCAUCAAAUGUUUCAUAUUUUGGUCCUCAAUUUACAGAAAAAUAAUCCAAAAAAAACUGUCUCCUGAGACGUCGAUCGCUAACACUUCGUUUCUGAGCUCAUGGACUGAAUGUGUAGAUACGGACUGAAGAAAAUCUUUUGUAAAACAUUUCAGUAUUUAUUUUGA